GCUCGGUUGCUCUGUGUGAUACUACCUCCUUCGCCAUCCUUUUGCUUCCCCCUCCCCUUGCAGCCAUGGCCGCAGCUGCUCGACCCCUUGUCACGGUCCAAACCCUUGAAGCCGAUAUGGCUACCGAUUCCCCCCAAGCCAUUCCCCUCCCAGACGUCAUGAAAUCUUCGAUCCGACCCGACAUUGUCACCUUCGUUCACUCCAACAUUUCCAGGAACAGCCGCCAGCCCUACGCCGUCAGUAGGCGCGCUGGUCACCAGACCUCCGCCGAAUCAUGGGGUACCGGUCGUGCCGUGUCUCGUAUCCCACGUGUUCCUGGUGGCGGUACCCAUCGUGCUGGUCAGGCUGCCUUCGGCAACAUGUGCCGUGGUGGCCGCAUGUUCGCUCCGACUAAGAUUUGGCGCCGCUGGCACCGGAGGGUUAAUGUGACUCAGAAGCGGCACGCCGUUGUUUCAGCCAUUGCUGCAUCGGCAGUUACAUCUCUGGUUUUGGCUCGCGGUCAUAGGAUUGAGUCAGUGCCGGAAAUGCCUCUCGUUGUGAGUGAUUCUGCCGAGGGUGUUGAGAAGACGAAGGAUGCGAUCAAAGUUUUGAAGCAGAUCGGCGCAUUUCCUGAUGCUCAGAAGGCGAAGGAUAGUCACGCAAUCAGGCCUGGUAAAGGUAAGAUGAGGAAUCGUCGGUAUAUCUCUCGCAAGGGUCCUCUGAUUGUAUAUGGAACAGAAGGAGCUAAAGCAGUUAAGGCAUUCAGGAACAUUCCUGGUGUCGAGGUUGCGAAUGUGGAGAGACUGAAUCUGCUUAAGCUAGCACCUGGUGGUCAUCUUGGGAGGUUCGUUAUUUGGACCAAAUCCGCGUUUGAGAAGCUGGAUUCUAUAUAUGGAUCAUUCGAAAAACCAUCAGAGAAGAAGAAGGGUUACCUGCUACCGAGAGCCAAGAUGGUCAAUUCUGAUUUGGCUAGGAUUAUUAACUCUGAUGAGAUUCAGUCGGUUGUGAGGCCGAUCAGAAAGGAAGUCAAGAGAGCACCAUUGAAGAAGAACCCACUUAAGAAUCUGAAUGCCAUGUUGAAGCUGAAUCCAUAUGCCAAAACGGCCAAGAGGAUGGCUCUUUUGGCUGAAGCUCAGCGUGUUAAAGCUAAGCAAGAGAAGCUUGACAAGAAGAGGAAGUCCCUCCCUAAGGAGGAGGCUUCUGCGAUCAAGGCUGCAGGGAAGGCAUGGUACCACACCAUGAUCUCUGACAGCGAUUACACAGAGUUCGAGAACUUCUCAAAAUGGUUGGGUGUCUCGCAGUGAAGUCAUUUGGUAUCGGGCAUCAUUUAAAUUUUGUUUUCUUCGUGUCACUUUCAGUUUGAGACAGCAAUGAAAUGGGGCCGAUAACUUGUGGAAUUAUUGCCCCACCUUUUUAACUUUGUUUCCUGGUUAAGAUGUAUGAUUUUUAAUUCAUUAGAAAUGGAGUUAAAUGUUUAGACCUCUUUUAUUCGUUUCUAUCUGUAUUGAAGUUAUUCCGUUGUCCUCUA
Molecule: messenger RNA, 1507 nt
Organism: Neltuma alba
Lineage: Eukaryota; Viridiplantae; Streptophyta; Magnoliopsida; Fabales; Fabaceae
Product: 60S ribosomal protein L4
Exons: 2
Coding region: 66-1283 (405 amino acids)
Biological process (GO): translation
Cellular component (GO): ribosome
Molecular function (GO): structural constituent of ribosome
Source: RefSeq, a predicted model, not a curated record